Messenger RNA from Gryllus bimaculatus (two-spotted cricket), 6373 nucleotides. Lineage: Eukaryota; Metazoa; Arthropoda; Insecta; Orthoptera; Gryllidae. The record is from the annotation of a GenBank genome assembly.
AUGUUCUGUAAAAGAACUAUGAAUACAAAAGAAAAGGAAAAAUAUAUUGAAGAAUUCGACUUUCCGUUUUGUGACGAAGCCAGCAAAUAUGAAAAGGUUGCAAAAAUUGGACAAGGAACCUUCGGGGAGGUAUUUAAAGCUCGUGAUAAAAGUUCGCAUAAAAAAUUCGUUGCCAUGAAGAAAGUCUUGAUGGACAAUGAGAAAGAAGGUUUUCCAAUCACUGCGUUGAGGGAGAUCCGCAUUCUUCAAUUACUGAAGCAUGAAAACGUAGUGAACUUAAUUGAAAUAUGUAGAACAAAAGCAACUCAAUUUAACAAGUAUAGGUCAACGUUUUACCUUGUGUUUGACUUCUGUGAACAUGAUUUAGCUGGUCUUCUGUCGAAUGUUAAUGUAAAAUUUAGUUUAGGAGAAAUAAAAAAAGUGAUGCAGCAGUUAUUAAAUGGAUUAUAUUAUAUUCACAGUAAUAAGAUUCUUCACAGAGAUAUGAAAGCUGCUAAUGUACUUAUCACAAAAAACGGAAUAUUGAAGUUGGCAGAUUUUGGUCUUGCCCGAGCAUUUAGUGUAAAUAAGAAUGGCCAAGCUAAUAGAUACACAAAUCGAGUAGUGACAUUGUGGUAUCGCCCUCCUGAAUUGUUAUUGGGAGAUCGGAACUAUGGACCUCCUGUUGAUUUGUGGGGGGCAGGCUGCAUAAUGGCAGAAAUGUGGACUCGAAGCCCCAUUAUGCAGGGCAAUACUGAACAGCAACAACUUACUUUAAUAUCUCAAUUAUGUGGGUCAAUAACACCUGAAGUUUGGCCUGGAGUGGAAAAUCUUGAACUCUACAAUAAAAUGGAUCUACCCAAAGGACAAAAGAGAAAGGUAAAGGAAAGAUUAAAACCAUAUGUGAAGGACCCUUACGCAUGUGACCUGCUGGACAAGUUACUUGUGUUAAAUCCUUCAAAACGCUACGAUUCUGAUUCUGCUUUGAAUCAUGACUUUUUCUGGACUGAUCCAAUGCCAUGUGAUCUGUCCAAGAUGUUAGCACAACAUACUCAAAGUAUGUUUGAAUACUUAGCUCCUCCGCGUAGACCAGGACAUAUGCGAGUGCAUCAUCACCAUCAAGGUGGUGCUGGGGCAGCAGGACCUACAACAAGACCAUCUUCUUCCAUGGAUAGUGGUUACCAGGAUCGUAAUGGGCUGUAUAAAGCUGAGUAUCAAGAAAAAAAUGUGAGACUAGUACAUAUUUUGUUUGUUAAUUUGCUACAAGAGACCAAAAUAUUCUUGAUGUUUAUUUUCUGUGAUAUAUAUAUUUCUGAUUUUAAAAAAAUAAUUAUAUUUUUUGUAUGGCAUAAUAGUUCAGGCAAAUGCAAUAAAAUUGUAAAACCAUGUAUUACAUUUAGUGUUAGGAAUAUGUAUUACACUCUGUAUAUUUGCAAUUUUUUACAUAUUCAAUGCAAAAUUUUAUUACUUGCAUACAUAUUUCUUAAUGGAAAAAUUGUACUUUGCAUUUUGAAAUUUAACACUGCAAUCAUCAACAAGUGCGAGCUGACGUCAGCGGGAGGAGCGGCGCGGCGACGUGGACUGCGGCAGCGCGUGCUCGCGUCCGCGCCUCGCUGCCCGCCCCGGCGAGCGGCCGACGACGUCGGCAGCGGCGGUGCGGCGUACGCGGCGCCAACACUCGACUCGACCGCGGACUUGGCGCGGCGUGGGAUCGAAGGCGACGUUGAGGAGCGCAUUAGCGCCCGCCCGGCCAUGGCGCCCGCGCCCCCCGCCCCGCCCCCGCGCGCGCUCGCGCUCCUCGUCUUCGGCCUCGCGCUCCUCCGCCCCUCGCGGGCGGACCUCUACGACUACGAGCUCGAUGGCGGGGGCGGCGCGUAUCGAGCGGGCGAUUUCGGCUUCCGCGUGCCCUCUCCGGAAGAGACGCCGCCGCGGCCGCGCCCCGACGCCGUGCAGGGGGCUCUGGAGCAGGCGCCGCCUCCCCCCGCGGCGCUCCCGGCCGCGCGCGAGGCCGACGAGGAGGCGUGGCGCCUGCGGCUGAACUUCCGCCAGGCGCAGCCGCCGGCGCGCCGCCGCCGCAGCAGGCAGCAGGCGGCAGUGGCGUCGGCGCCCACGCCGGCCCAGCAGGAGGCGCCGCCGCCCGACACGAGAAGAAGGCGAGCCAGGAGGCGGCGUCGAGCGUCGAAGCCGAGGCGGAGGCGGCGGCGCGGGCGGCGGCGCAGGCGGCGGCGGCGGCGGCGGCCCCGCAGGCGGAAUGGCCGCCCCGCCCGUGGCCGAGCUGCGCGGCGGCGGGGGCGCGCGCGCAGCCGGCGCCGGGCAGGUGCGCCCCGCCGCCGUCGCCAACCCGUUCGAGGACGAGGACGAGGAGGAGGCCGAGGGCCCCGCCGCCGAAGUGCUGGUGCCGCAGGCCUCCAAGCCCCAACGCAGCAGCGCCGUGCAGCAGAAGCCCGUCCUCCUGCCCCCGGACAACUCCGACCUCUACUUCAUCGGCUCCAGAAGAGCGCUAAGGCGGCGGCGGACGUGGAGUAUCCGGCGUACGGCGUGACGGGCCCCAACAAGGACGUGUCGCCCACCGGCGACAGGCGGCUGGCCCAGUCAGCGCAGAUGUACCACUACCAGCACCAAAAGCAGCAGAUAAUUGCCAUGGAGAGCCGGAUCCCAGCGGAGCGCAAUGGUUCCGUGUCGGAGGCGGAGAGCGAGGAGGAGAACGAAGAAGGCGACUACACGACCGGCGAGAUGGAGGUGAAGAACCCGCUGUUCCACGACGACCCGACCCCCGCCACGCCCGCCGCAGGCCCCGUGCUGGGGGCGGUGUCGAGCGGCGCGGCAACUUUACGACGUUCCUGCGCCAAACCCGGCUCCUAAGGAACUCCCGUUGGAACUCAACUCUGCUCUGGAUACACUAGCUCGUCUUCAGAACGAAGCCACAGCCGCGAUAUCCAGGCUUCUCGGUUAUGUUGGCCCCUUGUGGAGACGACAGGAUAAGUUGGAAUCCAAGCUAAUGGACAUUCGGUUGGCGGUUGUGCGCUUGCGAACCUCUAUCCACGACCUUGCAGAGUUUGGUGAAGGCGCUCUGGGGAACGCUGGCCGUGCUGCUGAUAAGGGCUUAGCCACAAAAUUAAGGCCCCUUGUGAAGGCCUUGCGAGAUGCGGAUCGACUAGUGCAAGAUGCUGCUACCUCUUUGGAUGCUCUAGAGUGGUCUGCAGAAGCUUUGUCCCAUUCCGAAGACGACCAGCUGGAUGGUAAACGAACGACACCCCAACCUCCAGAUGCACUGGACCAACUAAUUGCGUGUGCCAGAGCUUUAACGGAAGAUGUUCGACAAAUAGCGUCUUUCAUUCAAGGAAAUUCUACUCUACUUUUUAAAAGGACUAGUACUCCACCAGGAAACAACAAUAGUGAAUGGCUUGAAGAUUAUGAUUAUGUUAAUUUGGAGUCCAGAGAAACUGUUGCUAAGCAGCAUGCAGAAAUUUUAGAUGCUCUCCCUGCGGAACUUCGUAAAUCAUAUGACGCGCUAGUAAAAGAAGCAGAAUCUGCUGCUGUUAUGAACGAACCCAAAUCAAGUGAUGGCGGAGAGUUGGAUCCCAAUGACAGACAAGUAUUGGCUUUCUAUGCAGCUCAAACUGUGACAUAUACCACACAUUUAACUCACGCAAUUGACGCUUUCCUGCAAACUGUUGAGCACAAUCAGCCUCCAAAAGUGUUUCUUGCGCAUGGAAAGUUUGUGGUUCUCAGUGCACAUAGGCUGGUUCAUAUUGGUGAUACAGUGCAUCGCAAUGUUGUUCGACCUGAAGUGAGAGAGCGUGUCUUACAAUGUGCAAAUGCUCUGUCUGAAGCACUUGGAGCUACUGUUCAUAAGACUAAGCGAGCAGCUUUACAGUUUCCUAGUGUGACAGCUGUUCAGGAAAUGGUGGAUUCUGUGGUAGACAUUUCACAUCUUGCAAGGGACCUUAAACUCAGUAUGGUUCAAGCAGCUAACCAACCAUAAGUACAUGAAUUGUGUUGUAUGAUAUUCAUAAGUGUACUAGUAAAGAGGACCAGUGAAAGUGAAUGAUUUGUGAAAGAAUUGUAGCUAAAUAUUGUGAUUCUCUCAUGAAGAAAUGUCUUCAAAAUUUUCUGUAUAUAAAUGCAUAUAGAGCUUAUUCUCUUUUAUGUCACACUUAUAGUUUUAGUAAUAGUUAAAAUUUAUUUUUAUAAAUUUUGAGACCUCUAUAAAAGAAAAUUAUUUUUAUUUAAAACUCCCUCUCGGGAGAGAAACUAAAAGGUAUGAAUAUAAUGUGGUAUUAAUUGUUGUUUGGUGUUGUUUCUUUUUGUUAUAAACUUGUUUUUGAUUAAUUCCAAAUUAUAUCAUAACUUUAUGUAUAUAAUCAUUGUUCUGCAUAUGUUCACUUUAAACAGUAUUUUAGUUUCUCAUUUCAUUCAUUUUAUUUCAUUUACGCAAAAUAAAACAAAAGAGGUUUGCUAAUUAUUUGAAUAUUAAAUAUCUUCUAAAGCACAGGAAGGCUUUGUUUUUUCCCCAUUCUAAAAGAAAUGUUUAUCUACAGUGAGCAUCAAAUCCAUGUUCUAUGUAUAUGGAUGGAAUUAAAUAGGCUCUGGAUGCCUAUAAAAAUAUAUAUUAAAAUCAUAAAGGGAUUCUCUUCAGAUUGAAGAAAGCAUUUUUUUAUUUCCAUAAUAUCUCAAAAUACUGUUAUUUCUAAAAUAACAGUUUUUCCCCUAAACAUAAUACUCAAGUACUGGAAAGUCUUGGUUUACUUUUUGUUCAAAAUUGUGAUUGAAUGCCAAUAUUAUGUCUCUGUAUGCACUUGUGUACUAGAAAAACUCAAGGCAUUAAUUCAAAUCUUUCUAGUUAUUCACUUCAGUAAAUUUGGUGGUAAAAAGCUUUUUAGCAUCCAGAACUGAAAGUUAAAGACUGAUUUGUUUCAAGAAUUAUUUCAUUUUGCAAUUGUGAUGCUUACUGAUGUGCGGCAGUAAUGUGUUGUUUGAUGUCUAUUCUUUACAGGAAAGAUCUUGAGCAAUGAUGCAUGUUGUAUUUUGUACCCAGUGUGUUGAUGAUUGAAAUGUCUCUGGAAUGUGUGGAAAUUAUUUUUCUUGUUUUUUAAGCUUGAAAUAAUGUUCAUCUCAGUUGCAAGUGUGCUGAGAUAAUUUCUUCAAUAGUUGUCCAUGUUUCAAGUAGGUGGGAAGUCUUUAAUGUGCUAAAACUACAGUAUAGCACAGGUCAUAUCCGAUCUGUAGUGUGUUAGUACAAAAUAAUAUAUAGACAUUUGGUUGCUCCAUUUUAUCAUAAAUACAUUUUGUUGAUGUCAUUGUCAAGAAGGACCUGUUUUCUCUAUAACUAAAUGGCAAAUUUAAAAUUGUAACUGGAAGUAGGUGCUAAUUAAAAUAGUACAUUCACUAUCUAGAAUAUAUUUCUGUUUAUGUGUCAAUAUACUAUAGAGCUCGGUUGUGUAGAAUUUAUCAUAUAAUUGUAAUAUAUUCAUAAAUUAGAAGAAAUUAGUGUUUCCUGAGCACUGUAACAAUACAUUUCUCUAUUUCGCUUCCUUUUUACACGAGGUGCCAUGACUUGUCCUGUAUUCUGAGAAACUUGCUUGGAAAUACGCUAGUAAUUUUGUUAUUUCAGAAAAGCAUAGUUUUGUUAUUCUGUGCAAUUAUGUUGUCAUAUUAAGAGUAUAUUCUGAAUGACAUUGAGGCCCUUUGUUCAGAUCAGUGGUUCUCAAAAAUUGUAUUUCUCUUAAAAACAUUAGAAAAGUUUCAGCCCUUAAUGUAAAAAAAAUGAAAACUCAUUUCAGACCAAAUGGAUUUUUUAUAUACAAAAACAAUUUUAAUACAAACAUAUCUAUUUAUUUCUAAAAACUAUUUUCUGAGAUGGUUUUGAUUUGAAAUACUUUGUGUAGAUCUACUAAUGAAAAAAAAAAACAACUCUUGUUCACAAUUUAUUGACUGUGACAAAAAUGUAAUGAUUUAAUUAAAUGUUGGGUCAAGUUAUUAGAAAUGUUACUUAUAAAGUACACAUGUGUAAAAUAGAUUUUUCACACCAACUUUGAGAACCUCUAGUGUCAAUCAUACUCCUACUGAAUUAUUGUCAUCAUUUGUGAAAUUAAACCCAACUUGAGUUCCUGAAUGUACAGCAUACAGUAAUUGGCAUUGUUUGUAGAUUGCGAAUGAAUGUCAUAUAUGUAUAUUUCAAAUGUGGUAGCACUUUUUAUAUAUAAUAGAAUUUUCAAAAUGACUUUACUCUAUGCAUAGUUGAAAUAUUUCUUUCAGUUAAUAUUUGCUUGCUUAGGGAAACAAAAGUCGAUGUAUGUUCUUUAUUAAGAAAUAUGUAAUGAAAUGUUCUAGUUCAUCACAAUUAUGGAAUUAAAUAACAGAUUUGAAUCUUCUGAAGAAUAAGGUAAUUGAU